UUCCUCUGUAACUCACCUUGGGAAGUGAAAUGGUUGAUUGCAGAGGCUACUGUAGAGCAUUUUGCAUCCAACAUCCUAUACAAGUGCCCUUAUAACAACGAACUGAUACAUUAUCAUGGAGCCCCGGAGAAAGUUACGAGUAACCUCAAGCUCUCAAGUUCAAGGAGCUUGUUGUGAAAGAAUAAUGAUCGACAGGUUUAGUGAUCUCCCGGAUGAAAUUGCUCUUCGUAUUCUUAAUUUUGUUGGUCAAUCUCUCCGGAGUCUCAUUCAAUUGGGUGCUGUGUCGAACAGAUGCAGACGACUUCAUCUAUCUGCGCCAUCCUUGACUAUUAGUUCAAGUUGUGUUUCAAUUUCCUCCAGGUUGCGAACAAGGUUGUUGAAUUACUGGGAAAGGUACUUGUUCAGUCGUGGUGACAAUAAAAUUGAGAACUUUCGCAUUUUCUGGAAAUUUGAUUCCAAAGACGGUGCAAUGAAACGCAGUGAUGAGUUCUUCCGAAUUGCCACAUUGAUCCAGAAUGCAGUAAGGUGUAAUGUUGAAUGUCUUGAACUUACUUUCACUCAAAACUACCUGAAUACAGUUGUGUUACCAUCCUGCAUCUUUCACUGUCAUUCUUUGAUGCAUCUCUACGUGAACUUGAGUGGGGGUGUUAUUCAAUCCCCCUCGUCUUUUCCAAGUUAUUUCCAAUCCUUGAAGUUGCACGAUACUAAGGUUUCAGAUGAUAGAUUUUUCAAAUGGAUCUCAAAUUCCUGCAAAUGCAUAAAGGAUCUACAUCUUUUCAAUGUUGGUGGGAUGGAAAGUAUCACCAUUGAAAGCUCAUCUUUGGAAACAUUCAGUUGUCGGUUAUCUGCUGACAUUUGCAAGGUCCGCAAUCUUAAAAUUGCUGGUGAGAAACUUGAAGAUGUAUGUAUACACUGGGAAUUUUACUCGAGAGGUGCUCCAGUACUUGAUCGUGCAUCUUCCAGCAGAUCAUUAAAUAUUUUUGCUCCGAAGCUCAAGAAACUCACGUGGUGUGGGAACUUUCUGAAUCAUCAGCAUCUUGGGAACUUAACGUGUUUGGAAUAUGCUAGGAUUUUCCUAUGGCCAGACGUAGAGAAGUUCAGCAACUUAUUUGAGGUUCUUUGCAGUUUAUGCAUGGUUAGAACUCUUCUCUUAGGUGAACACACUAUAAAGGCCUUUUUGGUGGAAGGUUCAAUGCCAUUACCAUUGUGUAAUAUUCGUGACCUGACUUUGGAAGUUAAUAAUUUAGAUUAUGACUGUAUCCAAGCAGUGUUGUAUAUUUUCAGAGGAAUCACGACUCUGAACAAAUUGUGCAUAAUGUCUCAUCUGCGUAGGCGAGAGGUAACAUAUGAUGAAACUGAGGGUGAGAAUAAUGUAACGAUUUUGAGUAUGAUCUGUUUCAGUGACACUUCUGAAGAGGAUGAUACUACUGAGGAAGAGGACAGUAUAUUUGAUCUAUGUGAUACUGAUGUGGACAAUUGUGAGACUUCAGAAGAGGAUGAUGCAUAUGUGGAAAAGAAUUAUGAACCCAUAUUUGAUGUUGAGUUCUGGAAGUCGCAAAACCUUAGUUUCACUAAUGAGCUCCAGGAGGUGAUACUGGAGAUUGUAGAGGGUAAUGAUAAUGCGAUGGAGUUAGCAAGGUAUAUUUUGGAGCAUGCUCAGAAUUUGAAGAAAAUGGUGAUUCAUCAUUCACCACAGCAUCCAAAUGUUGUUGAGAUGGUGAGCAAAAUCAAAAUGAUCUCCAGUGCAACAGUAAUUUUAACAGAGAGGCGACUUUGCCCAUUGCGAUGGUAAAGCAUUGUAAUAUUCUAACCUUGGUGCAGUAUGUGAUGCUUCCUUUUGAUUACGGAAACUCUAUCAAGAUUAUAUCUUGAUCUUUAAUAUUUGUGAAGUGUAAGAGACUAAAACUACUUUAUUUCUAAUAUAUUGUAAGCUAAAUGCAUUUUGAACCUUCAGUCUUAGCCCCAAAGUGCAUCAAGGAUCUUGUCUUC
Messenger RNA from Argentina anserina (silverweed cinquefoil), 1989 nucleotides. RefSeq lists its product as uncharacterized. The transcript is spliced from 4 exons. The coding region runs from base 116 to 1792 and encodes 558 amino acids. Lineage: Eukaryota; Viridiplantae; Streptophyta; Magnoliopsida; Rosales; Rosaceae. The record is from RefSeq and is a predicted model, not a curated record. Gene Ontology annotation, molecular function: protein binding.